UCGCGCGCGCACGUGCAUGCGCAGCGUCAAUGGCGAGUUGGCGGUCACACGAAGAAGAAGAAGAAGAAGAAACUUUGUCAUUCUCAUUAAAUGUUUCAGAUGACGUCAACAUUUAACGGACUCGGUUCAGUCUUGUUUCUACUUUGCCGAGCGGACUUCGAGCAUCGUUGGGUCGGCAAAGACUUUCUGGUCCGGAUGGAUGUGAACCGAGCGCUGCUCUGAUAGUGCGCGCCUCCUCCGAGGGACCCAGGUCGGCAUGGGAGAGUCCGCCGCCGGCGCCUUCGCCCCAAUGCCGGGCGUGGGUCUGAGCUCCGCGGGCGCCGGCCCGUCCCGAGGCUCCGCGGUGCCGCAGCUACACGGCGCCAUCGUGGAGCGUCUCCGCGCCCGCAUCGAGCUGUGCCGCCGCCACCACUCCACCUGCGAGGACCGCUACCGGCGCGGCCAGGUGGAGACCUCGGACCGGGAGCACGAGAGCACGCUUCACCUGCUCAACGUCGUCCAGCAGGGACCCGGGAACCGCAAGAGCAAAGGCAGCCGCGCGUCCAGUCUGCAGACUCCGGACUGUGCGGGACCGAGUGGACCGAGAGCACCGAGUCUCGGGGACCAGAGAGUCCUGCUGGAGGACAACAAGAUGUCCACACGCAUGGUGCUGCAGGGAUCGUUGAGGAGGAAGAUGGAGGCCCACCACUCCUGCCAGACCUUCUCCUCUCCCGACUUCAAGCGAGUGCGCUUGCAGGCGCCGUGCGAGCGGGACUUAGGCCACGCCCAGUCCUCCAGGAAGCCCUUGGACGUGACCUUAAAGGAGAUGAAGCGGGAGCCCGUCGAGAUGCGCUCCUGCGCCCAGGUGACCUUUGACCUGAAAGAUGAAGGUCAGAUGGACCCGGACCUCCAGGACCUUUUCGACGAGCUCACCAAGUCGGUGCCGCCCCUGGACGAGCUGGACUUGGAGAAGAUGCUGAAGCAGGACGACACCUUCGCUCUGGACCUGGGCCGACCCGGUUCGGCGGGCUUAGAGAAGCCCAUCAAGACGGAGAACUCCGCGGACUACGUUCAGGUCCUGGGUGGCUCCUCGCUCAGGCCGGCCUCGGCGGGGCCGUCCUGCAGCGCCGUGGCCCAGAAGGUAGGGGCCCAGAGGUCCAUGCCCUGCUGGCCCGACAUCUCCCACGCCCAGCAGCUCAAGCAGAUGGCGGCCAACCAGCAGCAGCCCGGCUCGCUUCUCCACCACCGCCAUCUUCUUCACCAUCAUCAUCAGUCCCCGCCUGCACCGCCAUGUUGGACGCCCACCGUGACCAAGGUGGCCAGCAGAGGUACCCCCAGGUGCCCUUUCAGGUCCACCAAGAACUUCCACCAGGAGAUGAAGCCAGUCCUGCACUUUAGCUCCAAAGCUGCGCUCUCCUCAGGUCACAUGAUGGCCGACCAGCAGCAGCUUUCUCCUCCACCCACACGUCACUUCCACAACCAGCAAAACAUGCAGAACCAGCAGAACCUGCACGCGUCCACGCUGACCUUCAAGUCUGCCCAACAGCACCAGGGAGGAAUUCCUGGACCAAGGCUUCCUGCUAAUGGUUGUGUGGGCCAGCCAGGCCCCCUAGUGCCCAACCAGCCACGUCCCCUAGUGGCCAACUCGCCACGCCCUCUAGUGGCCAACCAGCUGAAAGGCCCGACUAAAUCUUCCGUUAUGCAAAGACAACUUAGUCAGCAACACCAGCGAGGAGAUGAAGACGACCCUCGGGAAGCGUUCAGCCGGCGUCUCACCAGGCCGCCACCGGACUACAAAAGGAGCGUGUUGGGCGGGAACAUCUUCCCAGGCUCCUCCCACUCGGAGAAGGAGGUGUCGCCCAUGUCGUGCCACCUGCCAGAUGAGGUGAUGUCAUCAGACGGCCGCUUUGUGGGACACUUCCCACACAAGACCGCCUUCCCGGGCGCCAACACGCCAGGGAACUCCACGGGGAUAAGCGCCGUCGUGGAGUCGAACCGUCAGUACCAUCAUGGCGCCCUGGCAGCGCACAAGCACAUGGGGAUGCUGCCGUCUGUGGGCGACGCCUGUUCCAGAGCCACGGGCUGCCCGCCCACACCCCUCCCCACCCGCUCGUCUCCGGAGCAGAGGGUGCCGGCGAGCGGCUUCCCCGAGGUGACCCCUGGUGCCUACCAUGGUGGGCGCACCAACCAUGUGACCUUUGACUUCCUGCCCGAGGGAGACAACAUGGUUCCAGGAAUCAACACCGACUCAGACUUCAUCGACUCACUGCUGAAGUCGGGCUCAGGAAACGACGACUGGAUGAAAGACAUCAACCUGGACGAGAUUCUGGGGAAUCACACCUGACUUCUCCAGGAAUUUCAUAAACGCUCAUUUUAUAAAUGUUCAUUUCAUAAACUUGUAUUUUAUAAAUGUUCAUUUGAUAAACGUUCAUUUCCUAAUUGUUCAUUUGAUAAACGUUCAUUUUAUAAACGUUCAUUUGAUAAAUGUGCUUUUGAUAAACGUAUGUUUUAUAAACAUUCAUUUGAUAAGCGUUCAUUUCACAAUUGUUCAUUUGAUAAACGUUCAUUAGAUAAAUGUUAAUUUCAUAAACGUUCAUUUUAUAAAAGUUAAUUUGAAAAACGUUAAUUUCCUAAUUGUUCACUUGAUAAAUGUUUCUUUGAUAAACGUUCAUUAGAUAAACGUUCAUUAGAUAAACAUUCAUUUCAUUAACGUUCAUUUGAUAAACGUUCAUUUCAUAAACGUUCCUUUUAUAAGCGUUCAUUUCCAUCCAUCCAUCCAUUUUCUACCGCUUAUUCCCUUUCGGGGUUGCGGGGGGCGCUGGCGCCUAUCUCAGCUACAAUCGGGCGGAAGGCGGCGUUCAUUUCAUAAUUGUUUAUUUAAAAAAUGUUCAUUCCAUAAAGGUUCAUUUGAUAAAUAUUCCUUUUAUAAACUUUCAUUUGAUAAAUGUUCAUUUCAUGAACGUUCAUUUCACAAUUGUUCAUUUGAUAAAUGUUCUUUAAAUAAACAUUCAUUUUAUAAAUGUUCAUUUGAUAAAUGUUAAUUUUAUAAACGUUCGUUUGAUAAAUGUUCAUUUGUUAAACUUGUAUUUUACAAACAUUCAUUUGAUAAACGUUCAUUUCAUAAUUGUUCAUUUGAUAAACAUUCAUUUCAUAAACGUUCAUUUAUAAAUGUUCAUUUCAUAAAUGUGUAUUUUAUAAAUGUUAAUUUGAUAAACGUUCAUUUCAUAAUUGUUCAUUUGAUAAACGUUCAUUAGAUAAAUGUUCAUUUCAUAAACGUUCAUUUUAUAAAAGUUCAUUUGAAAAACGUUAAUUUCCUAAUUGUUCACUUGAUAAACAUUUCUUUGAUAAACGUUCUUUAGAUAAACGUUCAUUUGAUAAACAUUCAUUUCAUUAACGUUCAUUUGAUAAACGUUCAUUUCAUAAACGUUCAUUUUAUAAACGUUCAUUUCAUAAUUGUUUAUUUUAAAAAAAUUCAUUCCAUAAAGGUUCAUUUGAUAAAUAUUCCUUUUAUAAACUUUCAUUUGAUAAAUGUUCAUUUCAUGAACGUUCAUUUCACAAUUGAUCAUUUGAUAAAUGUUCUUUAAAUAAACAUUCAUUUUAUAAAGGUUCAUUUGAUAAAUGUUCUUUAAAUAAACAUUCAUUUUAUAAAUGUUCAUUUGAUAAAUGUUCAUUUUAUAAACGUUCGUUUGAUAAAUGUUAAUUUGUUAAACUUGUAUUUUAUAAACAUUAAUUUGAUAAACGUUAAUUUCAUAAUUGUUCAUUUGAUAAACAUUCAUUUCAUAAGAGUUCAUUUAUAAAUGUUCAUUUCAUAAAUGUGUAUUUUAUAAAUGUUCAUUUGCUAAACGUUCAUUUCAUAAUUGUUCAUUUGAUAAACGUUCACUUGAUAAACGUUCAUUAGAUAAACGUUCAUUUUAUAAACGUUCAUUUCAUAAUUUUUCAUUUGAUAAACGUUCAUUAGAUAAACGUUCAUUUGAUAAAUGAUCAUUUGAUAAACGUUUAUUUCAUAAACGUGCAUUUGAUAAACAUUCAUUUCAUAAAUGUUCAUUUGAUAAACGAUCAUUUGAUAAAUGUUCAUUUCAUAAACGUUCAUUUGAUAAACGUUCAUUUUAUGAAAAAAAAAUUGUAAUUUUAACUUCAUAAUUGUUCAUUAGAUAAACGUUCAUUUGAUAAAUGUUCAUUUGAAAAACAUUUAUUUCAUAAACGUUCAUUCGAUAAAUGUUCAUUUCAUAAAUGUUCAUUUCAUGAUUGUUCAUUUGAUAAACGUUCAUUUGAUAAACAUUCAUUAGAUAAACGUUCAUUUCAUAAACGUUCAUUUUAUAAACGUUUAUUUCAUAAUUUUUCAUCUGAUAAACCUUCAUUAGAUAAACGUUCAUUUGAUAAAUGUUCAUUUGAUAAACGUUUAUUUCAUAAACGUGGAUUUUAUAAACGUUCAUCUCAUAAUUGUUCAUUUGAUAAACGUUCAUUUGAUAAACGAUCAUUUGAUAAAUGUUCAUUUGAUAAACGUUCAUUUCAUAAUUGUUCAUUUGAAAAACAUUAAUUUCAUAAACCUUCAUUUCAUAAAUGUUAAUUUCAUAAUUGUUCAUUUGAUAAAUGUUCAUUAGAUAAACGUUGAUUUGAUAAACGUUCAUUUCAUGAGAAAAAAAUUGUAAUUUACUUUAACUUUAACUCCAUUAUUGUUGAUUAGAUAAACGUUCAUUUGAUAAAUGUUCAUUUGAUAAACGUUUAUUUCAUAAACGUGGAUUUUAUAAACGUUCAUCUCAUAAUUGUUCAUUUGAUAAACGUUCAUUUGAUAAACGAUCAUUUGAUAAAUGUUCAUUUGAUAAACGUUCAUUUCAUAAUUGUUCAUUUGAAAAACAUUAAUUUCAUAAACCUUCAUUUCAUAAAUGUUCAUUUCAUAAUUGUUCAUUUGAUAAAUGUUCAUUAGAUAAACGUUGAUUUGAUAAACGUUCAUUUCAUGAAAAAAAAAUUGUAAUUUACUUUAACUUUAACUCCAUUAUUGUUGAUUAGAUGAACGUUCAUUUGAUGAAUGUUCAUUUGAAAAACAUUAAUUUCAUAAACUUUCAUUAGAUAAACGUUCAUUUCAUGAAUUCAAUUUCUUAAUUUACUUUAACUUUAACUUCAUAAAUGUUUAUUUGAUGAAUUUAUAUAAUAGAUAAGAGUUGAUGUGAUAAACUCUGAUGUUGUCACUGUGAACGCUGCCGUGCUCCUUGUUGUCCUCAACAUUCACAACUUUAUUAGCCGCAUAUAAUUAAUCAUUGUAGCCGAGUGUCCUGGGUUCGCAUAUUCUGUGUACUUAUAUAAUAAAAUAAUAAACAGGAGUCAUGAAAGCAG
Molecule: messenger RNA, 5310 nt
Organism: Nerophis ophidion (straightnose pipefish)
Lineage: Eukaryota; Metazoa; Chordata; Actinopteri; Syngnathiformes; Syngnathidae
Product: mastermind-like protein 2
Exons: 5
Coding region: 257-2323 (688 amino acids)
Biological process (GO): Notch signaling pathway; positive regulation of transcription of Notch receptor target
Cellular component (GO): nucleoplasm; nuclear speck
Molecular function (GO): transcription coactivator activity
Source: RefSeq, a predicted model, not a curated record